GAUCGGUGGUGCAUGGCACUGCAAAGAAGAUAUGGUAUUCCUCGCCUUUAGUCGGGAGAGUUUGGUCAGUUUGGCUUUAGCCGUUAUUGCAUGAUGUUCUUCAUCAAUCACGUUCUUAAACGCUCUGUGUGCGUCCCUCAUACAGUGAAUUGCUUGGUUGAUAUUUUAGCAAAACUAUACUCAAGUAGACUCGUAUAAUAAUGUUAAUUGCUUAAUAAUUAUUAACUGAGAACUACUUUAAUAAUACUUUAUGAAAAAUUAAAUAGCAGCAUUUCAUGAUUUAAUCAUGCACUAUCUUGAAACGGAGCCAUAGGCUUUGACCGAGUUGAGUCGGUGGGUGAAGUCGAGAAGAAGGAACGCGGGAAACCGGCAGUUAAAAGCAACCAGAAUGAUCUCAUUCGUUAUUCUUAUCGAAGGAAAAAAAAACGACAUCGUUUAUGUUCCUAUUUAGCAUUUAGCUUAGCGCCUUUCUAAUCCUCCAAAACUAGCCUUCCUUUUUCGAUCAGCCUGAAAAAAAGAGCACUGCCCGACCACGCGGAGACUCAUUCUUGCGGACACGCAUUACUACAGUGUCUCCUCCUCCUCCUCCUUUGGAUUCUCCGGAUCUUCUACUCCGGUCAACAGAUCUCCCGAUUUCCACCGAAGAGGUACUUUCCCUUUUUCUUAUUCUAUCAAUUUACUCCGCCUCAAUUUCAAUUCCAGUAUCAAACACUUUGAUAAGAAAUGACGACCAGCACCAUCCGCAAAGCGAUCGGCGCCGUCAAAGAUCAAACUAGCAUAAGCAUUGCCAAAGUCGCCGGUAAUAUAGCGCCGGACCUUGAAGUUUUGGUGGUUAAAGCUACCAGCCAUGAUGAAGACCCUGCUGAUGAGAAGUACAUUAGAGAGAUCAUAAACCUUACUUCUUAUUCUAGGGGUUAUGUUGGUGCCUGUGUGGCUACUGUAUCUAGACGCCUAAGCAAAACCCAUGAUUGGAUUGUGGCUAUCAAGGCUUUGAUGCUUCUCCAUAGGCUUCUGGUUGAUGGGCACCCUUCAUUUGAGGAGGAGAUUGUUUAUGCCAGCAGGAGAGGGAUGCGUAUUUUAAAUAUGUCGGGUUUUAGAGAUGAGGCACACUCCCAUUCCUGGGAUCAUGCGGCGUUUGUCAGGUUUUAUGCAAUGUAUCUUGAUGAGAAACUUGAGGUUGCAGUUUCUGAGAGGAAAUCGAAAGCCGGUGAAAGGAAAUAUGAUGAGAGAGAUGAUGGGUUUGGACCGAGAGAACAUAGGGAUGAUUUUGAUUAUGGGAUGUCUAGGAGAUCAAGGUCUUAUGAGGAUUUGAAUGAUGAUUCAGUUGGAAAAGAACAGAGGAGAGAGGCUACUCCAAUUAGACAAAUGAGGCCAGAGAGGGUUUUGAGCAAGUUGAACCAAUUGUUGAGGAUGCUUGAUAGAGCUUUGGCUUGUAGGCCAACGGGCAUGGCUAAGAAUAGCAGGUUGGUGCUAGUAUCACUUUACAGGGUGGUGAAAGAGAGUUUUGGGCUUUAUAUUGAUAUAUGUGAGGCACUGGGGAUGGUAUUGGAUAGAUUUGCUGAGAUGGAGUAUGCAGAUUGUGUUAAGGGAUUUGAUAUGUAUGUUAGUGCAGCAAAGAUGAUAGAUGAACUUGUUGGGUUCUAUGGCUGGUGCAAGGAUAUUGGGAUUGCAAGAUCAUCCGAGUUCCCUGCCGUGCAGAAAAUUACCGAUCAGCUAUUGGGAACACUUGAAGGAUUUUUAAGAGAAAAGACUAACAAUCCAUCUAAGACUCCUGAGAGAAGUGAGGAGAAGAAGGUUCCAGUUAAGCAAGAACUGGAACCAGAUAUGGACCAAGUAAAGGCUCUUCCUCCACCAGAAAAUUAUACCCCUCCGCCCCCUACUGAGCCGCAGCCAAAGCCACAACCGCAGCAGGCGUCGGAGGAUUUGGUGAAUUUGAAGGAUGAUGCAGGUUCAGCUGAUGAUCAGAGCAACAAAAUGGCGUUGGCUUUGUUCUCCGGACCACCAAGUACCACUACAAAUGGUUCAUGGGAAGCAUUCUCAUCAAAUGGAGAUUCUGAAGUGACUUCAGCGUGGCGGACACCAGCUGCUGAAAGUGGUAAAGCAGAUUGGGAAUUAGCAUUGGUGGAAUCUGCUAGUAAUCUAUCCAAGCAGAAAGCUACUUUAGGGGGUGGUAUGGAUCCACUGCUCUUAAACGGAAUGUAUGAUCACGGGGCUGUAAGGCAACAUGUGAACACUACUCAAUUGAGUGGUGGGAGUUCAAGUAGCGUGGCAUUGCCUGGCCCAGGGAAGAAUGCAACACCAGUCUUGGCAUUGCCUGCACCUGAUGGAACGGUUCAGCCAGUGGGAAACCAGGAUCCAUUUGCUGCAUCGCUUGCAGUUCCACCCCCUUCAUACGUGCAGAUAGCAGACAUGGAGAGGAAGCAGCACUUGCUGGUUCAGGAGCAGCAGAUGUGGCAGCAAUAUGGAAGAGAUGGAAUGCAAGGCCAAUUGGGUUUGGCUAAUCUUAGCGGAGCCUCAGGGUACUAUGGCCCUAGUCCUCAACCUCCGAUGAUGCCUUAUGGGAUGCCACAGGUUACCGGUAUGGGACAGCCAGGAGGGUACUAUGCACACUAUUGAAGUUCUUCAUCUUAAUGACGUGCUGCUUCUUUCUGUUAUACAAAUUAUUACUAUUAUAUGCUUAUUUCCAACCUUUUUGAUAAGAGUUUAUAUACAUGUUCAAGGUGAAUACCGUUUUGCCAUUGUUCUGUGUGUAAUCAUUUGCAUCAGAUUAUGGCGAGAAACAUAAAGGUUUCAAAAUGGGUGUGCUGCAAUGGUGACAGGCAGUUGCUUUUGUAUCUUUUUGCCAUGAAUCUUAAUACGCUAAUAUAAAACCUUAAGGUAUAGUUCA
Molecule: messenger RNA, 2887 nt
Organism: Manihot esculenta (cassava)
Lineage: Eukaryota; Viridiplantae; Streptophyta; Magnoliopsida; Malpighiales; Euphorbiaceae
Product: probable clathrin assembly protein At4g32285
Exons: 1
Coding region: 724-2616 (630 amino acids)
Biological process (GO): clathrin coat assembly; clathrin-dependent endocytosis; vesicle budding from membrane
Cellular component (GO): clathrin-coated vesicle; clathrin-coated pit
Molecular function (GO): 1-phosphatidylinositol binding; SNARE binding; phosphatidylinositol-4,5-bisphosphate binding
Source: RefSeq, a predicted model, not a curated record